CAUGAACAAACUUACCACGACGACGAGCAUGAAAACUCACGAUGCUCAUGUAAUAAUGCAAAGACUUCUACCAAUUGCACUAAAAGAGAUGCUUCCUGAACACGUAUGGUCCUGCAUUACUGAAAUCAGUUUGUUGUUUCAAUCGAUAUGUUCCAGCGUUUUGGAUGCGGCAUCCCUCCGGAGACUACAAGAGUCUGUUCCCAUUCUGAUGUGUAAUCUAGAAAAAAUAAUGCCUCCAUCGUUUUUCGAUACAAUGGAACAUCUUAUAAUACAUCUUCCGUAUGAGGCUUUGACUGCUGGGCCCGUCUUCUAUCGCUGGAUGUACAGAUUUGAAAGAUUUCUAGGAGAGCUGAAAAAGAAAGUGACCAACAAGGCACACGUUGAGGCUUCAAUUUGUCAAGCGUAUCUUCAACAAGAAAUCUCAACGUUCUCGUCUUUUUACUUCGAGCGUGACGUCAUCACCAGAAGGAAGAGACCUGCCCGGAACGAUGACAUUGGCGAGGAUUUAUAUGAAAAUGUAGUUUCCAUCUUCAAUUACCCAGGCAGAGGUAAAGGUGCUGCGACACAACGAUACAUCCUGGGUGGGGAAUUGCAAAUUGCACAUACUUAUAUCCUCAUGAAUUGUCCAGAAUUCUCACCGUUUUAUCAUGAAUUCAGAGCUUCUUUAUCAGCCUUUCCUGAGAAUCAAAUUGAUGCAUUGGUAGACUCUGAUUUUGUAAAUUGGUACAAGUAUCAGAUCAAUAGUCGUGGGAUUGUCGACCCUUUGUUAGUAUCAUUAGCGUGGGGCCCUAGUGCCAAUGCCAAAGUGUGGCGGCAAUAUGUGAUAAACGGUUACACAUAUCACACAGCCGAUUACGGAGAGGGCCGACCAACAACGAACAGCGGGUUAUGUGUCCCGACCAUCGGUUAUGAUAACUCAGAAACCAAUUUUUUUGGUGUCUUGCAGGAGAUUCUGGAACUUGAGAUGCCUUCUGGUGCGAACAAAUUGACAUGCGUUCUGUUCCGUUGCACAUGGGUCGACCCCACACGUGGCGUGCGCAAAAAUCCGAAGUAUAAUAUGAUUGACGUCAACCACUCUCGUGUGUACCUGAAAAAUGAGCCUUUCAUACUCGCCCAACAAGCAGCGCAGAUUUAUUAUGCAGAAUAUCCUUCAACAAGGCGGACACAGAAUCCUUGGGUGUGUGCAUGUCCUGUCCGUCCGAACAAAAUAAAAUCACAAACUCAACACAAGGACGUUGAUCUAGAUGCUUUUCAGCAACAAUUUUUCCAACCUCCGCCUAUUGUUGAGACGGUCAACUAUGACAUCCAAUUAAGUGAUCCAAAUGGCGGACGUGUUGAAGUCAUGCCAGAAACGCACCUUCCGGACCCAACCAUUCCAUCUGAGCGCGAAAUUGAGGAAAUGUAUGUAGCACAACAAAACGCUAGGAAAAAGGUGAAUGGAUAGACGGUUCAGAUACAGAAGAAGAUACUGUAUAUGUAGAAAAUGACGAUUCUGAUAGCGAAUAAUUGUGCUGUUGUAAUUUCAAUUUUAUUGACUUCUAAUAUUUGUGCAGAUUUCUUCAUUAUUAUAUUACUCCAUGAUAACCGCUUUCGCGGCGUUGUAGUAAAACGGAGUCUAACCUUUCGGUUUUUCCCCG
Molecule: messenger RNA, 1637 nt
Organism: Cuscuta epithymum
Lineage: Eukaryota; Viridiplantae; Streptophyta; Magnoliopsida; Solanales; Convolvulaceae
Source: the annotation of a GenBank genome assembly